This is a messenger RNA of Mesitornis unicolor (brown roatelo), 503 nucleotides long. Its product is annotated as contactin-associated protein-like 2. The transcript is spliced from 3 exons. The annotation marks the transcript as partial. Gene Ontology annotation, cellular component: cortical cytoskeleton; membrane. The record is from RefSeq and is a predicted model, not a curated record. Lineage: Eukaryota; Metazoa; Chordata; Aves; Mesitornithiformes; Mesitornithidae.
AAAUUGGGAAGAUUGACCAAGAUAUAUAUAAAUACAACACCCCAGGAUUCACUGGCUGCCUAUCGCGAGUACAGUUCAACCAGAUUGCACCACUCAAAGCAGCUCUGAGACCUACGAACGCCUCCUCUCACGUCCACAUCCAGGGAGAACUGGUGGAAUCCAAUUGCGGAGCAUCUCCACUUACCAUCCCACCGAUGUCGGCCGCUACCGACCCGUGGCAUUUAGACUCAGCCAGUGCUGAUUUCCCAUACAAUGGUCAAGCUAUAGGAGAUGGAGUUAACAGAAACUCUGCCAUUAUUGGAGGUGUCAUCGCAGUGGUGAUCUUCACCAUCCUCUGCACCUUGGUGUUCCUGAUCCGCUACAUGUUUCGCCACAAGGGAACCUACCACACCAAUGAGGCCAAAGGGGCAGAGUCAGCUGAGAGCGCCGAUGCCGCCAUCAUGAACAAUGACCCCAACUUCACGGAGACCAUCGACGAGAGCAAGAAGGAAUGGCUUAUCUAA